AUGCCUUGGGCACCACGUAUAUGCAGAGCAUCAAUUUACCUAAUCCAGAGAGCAGUUGUGGAAAUUAUAGAUGAGAUUAAGGAUGAAUUUCCAACCAUAAUUGGAUUGCAACAGUCAAACCAGGAAAUUGCUCCCAUUCUACAAGCAUCCAGAUCAGUUGUGGCAAGUGCAUUCUCUUCAUCUCCUGGAGUAAGAGUUAUUAAUGGGCUAAACAGAAUAUCAACAUCUUCAAAAUCUGUUGCCAAAGUCUUGCAGCCACAACUUGUACAAAAUUUUGCAGAGUUAAAUACUAUGUCUCAUCGUCUUCUGAAAAAUGUAAACAUACCAAAGCAGCCUCUGUAUAAAAAUCAGGGUAGAACAUUUUCCCUGUUUGAUGUGAUCUCCUAUCCAGCAAAGACUGCUCUUACCAGCAUAAUGUGUGCUUCCUACGCAGCACUAAUUUAUGUGGCAGUCUCUAUUAACACAGUACUAGGGAAAAUAAAACACAUUGUUCAAGAAGAAAAGACCUCAGGAGAAAACGCUAAGAAUGAGGAAGAAAAAGAUGUAUUCUCCAAAUAUGAAGAUUUAGCAAGUUUCCCUGUAUCCUCUCCAGAGAAGCAAGUAUUUUCUGAAUUUCCUGCUGAAGAUUCAACUAAGAGCAGCAUUCACAUCCUACAUUCUGCACUGGAUCAAGAUACAGUACUUAGUAGUGGUAACUGAAGCUCAAACAGGCUUGUGAGCUUUGUUAGUGCAUUGAAUGUUUAAACAAAGACACUUAACAUAUACAGAAUUUACAUUCUCUAUUUGUUAAUAAAAUAAUAAUUAGUACAAAUAGUUUAAUGUCUUCAGAGUUCCUUGACUAGUGAAAGAAAAAAAAAAAUCUAGGUAUGUGUCACUCAGAACAGUUGUGGCUGAGGGCCUUACUAUAAAUGUUUUUAGUGCCAUGUUCUAUAGCAUUUAAAUUUCUUCGCGACAAACUGUUGUGUAAAUUUCACUGAUUAUGCAAGUAAAAGCAUGGG
Molecule: messenger RNA, 998 nt
Organism: Emys orbicularis (European pond turtle)
Lineage: Eukaryota; Metazoa; Chordata; Testudines; Emydidae
Gene: SPATA9
Product: spermatogenesis associated 9
Exons: 5
Coding region: 1-699 (232 amino acids)
Source: RefSeq, a predicted model, not a curated record